UGCGUCACUUCCGUUCUACCAACUGGCGGGACUUCUUCACAUGGUAGAAAUCUACGAGCUGGUUGUUUUCCGACGUUAAAAGCUUAUUUUUGCACUACAAGCUGCCAAAACAUGAUGGCAACAAACGGAAAAGACUCCAGAGGACUGGAAGCUGACGUUUCUUUAAACGGGAGCUGCGCGGAACCAGCUACGGUGGAUGGAGCAGCCCAGGAGGCCCAGUCCGGCUUCAGAGGAGCGGAAGGACGCCCGCGGAGGUUCGCCUUCAGCCCGGAGCCCAGCAUGGAGGACAUUCGGAGGAUGCAGGCCGAGUUCACGGACGAGCGGGACUGGAAUAAGUUCCACCAGCCCCGGAACCUGCUCCUCGCUAUGGUCGGGGAGGUGGGCGAGGUGGCCGAGCUCUUUCAGUGGAAGGGGGAGGUGGCGGAGGGGCUUCCAGACUGGACCGAGUCUGACAGGGAGCAGCUGGCACACGAACUGAGCGACGUGCUGAUCUACCUGGUGGAGCUGGCAGAGAAAUGCCGCGUCGAUCUUCCCCAAGCGGUGCUCCGCAAAAUGGCGCUGAAUCGACUAAAGUAUCCAGCGAGUAAGGUGCAUGGCUCGGCCAAGAAAUACACCGAGUACAAGGACUGAGUGCUGGAGAGUCUGCUCUGGAUCAGGGGGCUGGAUGAGACCCAUGCUGCUCAGCAUCUUAUGGUUCAAAUGACAUUAUUCUGAGUCAUCAUCUAGAAAACAAGGGAUGCCUCAUUUUCUCCUCUAUUAAAGGCAGCAUUACGUUUUAUUACCUGA
Messenger RNA from Cyprinodon variegatus (sheepshead minnow), 786 nucleotides. It is a transcript of the gene dctpp1, whose product is annotated as dCTP pyrophosphatase 1. The record is from RefSeq and is a predicted model, not a curated record. Bases 112 to 630 code for a protein of 172 amino acids. Gene Ontology annotation, molecular function: nucleoside triphosphate diphosphatase activity. The transcript has a single exon. NCBI's taxonomy places the organism in Eukaryota, Metazoa, Chordata, Actinopteri, Cyprinodontiformes, Cyprinodontidae. Gene Ontology annotation, biological process: nucleoside triphosphate catabolic process.